AUGGAUCAGUUACCAUUGGAAAUCAGGUACAUAAUAGCUGAUUGGACAAGACACAUCUCGAAGAAAACCCUACAAGCCCUGUGCCUAGUCAACCGAGAAUGGAAUGAAAUCGCCAGAAUACUCUUGUACCGGCAUAUUACUAUCCACUUGAGAGAAGGGAAAAUUGCCAACAUACCGGAUGACCAACGUAUCCUGGCACACGUAAGACAACUAAGCCUUGUGGCAAAGUGGCAGCCGGGUGCGUGGCAUAAGACACUUCACCUCAAUCACACACAGCCUCUGGUUGAGGACAAGACUCGCGGUCAGAACUCCCAAAUUUCUCGUGCUCUGGAGGGAGCAUUCUCGGGGGAUCACUUCGUCCCGAGAGCUGGUUUCUACGUUAGGGGAGAUUGGAGUCCUAUUAUCGAUCUCAUUCGACGAAUUCCAUGUUUGCACGACGUGAACAUAGUUGUCUUCCAUGGUGGCCCAGUCGAGCUUUUUGAGGCUCUUUCACAAUAUCACCCUUCUUGUCGAGUCUCUAUCUUCAGCACUUUGAUAAAAGAAAACCCCAUUCAAACGUUCUCGUUUCCUAUUAUCGACCCGGUCUGGCUUUCUUCACCAAUGCUGUAUGCUGUUCACUUGACCUGUUUAGAGGGUUUUCCUCGGUUUUAUGAGCAUCCGGAUAGGGUCCUUCAGAAUAUUGUGUUACAUGCGCCUAAUCUUAAGAAGAUCGCAUUGCGAAUCAGCGAUAAAUACAAUUCUCCGACCGGUCAAGAGCAGCUUAACAGAGCCAAUGUGGACAUAGGAGCCAAAAGUGACAAACCACCUGGAUCUGCCAGAAUUGAAACCAUGUCAUGGCCUCUCCACACCAAAAUGACAGCUGUGCAGUUCCAAGAUUGGCAAACAAUCACCGAUUUCAGUGUUCUGAGAUCUUUGAAUGCUGGUUGUAUUGAAGAUUUGACACUACUUCGGUCUAUGGUAAAUAUGCGCCCGUUCCGACAACUACAGCGACUCACUCUUGCCUUAUUUCCACCGAAGGAUAAUAAACCAAGAUUUUGGCAAGUUGCGGAGUCAAUGUUCAGUUCACUACCCCCAUUAACACAUCUCUGUCUUUUGGGAAUGUAUACUCCUGAGUUUGCCAACAAUAUGCUUGGCUGUAAGCAUGGACAGACUCUCCUUGAGCUGGAAUUACAUAGGGAAAUAGUACCUCAUCCACGUUCCAGAGGCAUUUCUCUAUCACGGCUGUGCCAAAAGGGGCAAGCUGGGCCAAUAUUUUCAACUGAGCAUGUUCGAGAGUUGGCCGAUCAUUGUCCAUCUCUACAGAAGCUACAAGUCUGCGUACAGCGAUGUCCAGGUGCCCAAACAGAUCUAUCGAGAGCUCUGAGCCGGUUCCCGUGCCUUGAAAAGCUCGACCUUGUGUUGAAUUGCUUACCGGAAAUGGAUGCCAACAUGAUGCCAGUCCCGUUGCGAGAGCUGACUGACUUUGAAAAGGGUCUGGCAUCGGAUUUCAAAUGGGGUAGUGAUGUUUGCCCUAGAUGGUUCAUUCGCGACUACAUUAUCAACUGUGUGAUGAGCGAGAGCCUUGUCAAGCAAUUCUUCACGCAAAUCCACACAUCUCAAGAACGUCUUGUCCAGCUUGUUAUAAGCCCUCUUAUUGGUGAAUGGGCUCAGUGCUCUAAAUUGGACCAGUACUCUUGUUUCCCAAAUGGAGUAAUGAAAUUUAUCAAAUACCCCCUUUUCAAUACCUUGGCUUCUGUUUGGAAGGUCGAACAAGAGAAUCAUACAGAGCUGCAUGCGAUACGCGAGAAGCCCUUUGACCCUCCCUUACUCGACAAGAAAUGGCCAAAUGAGAUAUUAUCAAUUGUCCGCUCCACUGGUAUAUGGAAGACAGGGCCAGACGUGGAGACUUAUUAG
Penicillium malachiteum is the source of this 1893-nucleotide messenger RNA. RefSeq lists its product as uncharacterized. The coding region runs from base 1 to 1893 and encodes 630 amino acids. NCBI's taxonomy places the organism in Eukaryota, Fungi, Ascomycota, Eurotiomycetes, Eurotiales, Aspergillaceae. The record is from RefSeq and is a predicted model, not a curated record. The transcript has 2 exons.